CCACCCUCCGAUUUGCCCAGCCCGCCAAGUGCUCCAAAAAUCAAGCGCCCCGCACAUCUUUCAAUAAUGAUGAGCCGAAGCGGCCUCGAACGCGAACGGGUUUCUCAUGCCUGAUUCUAAGACAGAUGCGGUGAACGAACGCCGAUCCACUGGCAGUGCCCCUCUGUUCAGCGAACUUGAGCUCCUUUCCUUCAUCGCCGCUCCGCUGUCUUCACCGUGAAUUGUGCCUCGGGGGCGAUCGGCUACCCUAAAGACAUUGCAAGGAACCCGCCGCCGCCCUGUCCACCAUGUCCCAUUACAGGACCGUCUCUGUAAAGGAGGAGGACGUGCAUGAUAUGUCCCCCAUCCCUUCCCGCAGCGCGAGGCCUGUGAGCCACUGGAUGGAGGACGACCUGAUAGACAUGUAUCGGACGAACUCUGCGGAAUCCGAGCUGGAUUCCGACCCGCCCAACCUCUCCACCGACAAAAUCACCGCUGCGCUGUCCACCCCGCCGCGCUCUCCCGUGACACGACAGGCGAUGAUGCAGCCCCGCCAACGCCGGCGGCGGCGUCGGAAGUGCCUUAUCACCCUCGGCGUGCUGAGCGUCGUCGUCCUCGCCGUCGUCAUCCCCGUCGUUUUGUCCCUCACGCACAAGACCUCUCAUUCCAGCAGCAGCAACUCGACGCACGCUACCCCGCGGGGGCCCACGACCGGUACCACGGGCAGCCUGAUCACCAUGGACGACGGGACGCAGUUCACGUAUACGAAUGCGUUCGGGGGCGACUGGGCGGAGGACCCGACGAAGCCGUUCAGUCUCGGCGGCAAGGCGCAGGAGUGGAGCCCGCGCGUCGGCACGGAGGAGUGGGUCUGGGGCAAGCAUGUUGCGCGGGGCGUCAAUCUCGGCGGAUGGCUGGUGACGGAGCCGUUCAUCACGCCCGCGUUGUACGAGAAGUACGUGAACAACUCGGCGGGGAUCGUAGUUGUUGAUGAGUGGACGCUGUGUCUGGCGAUGGGCACCAACAUGGCCCCGGAGCUCAUCAACCACUACAAGACGUUCAUUACGGAACAAGAUUUCGCUAACAUUGCCGCCGCGGGGCUGAACUGGGUGCGGAUACCGAUUGGGUUCUGGGUCAUCGAAGCUAUCAACGACGAACCUUUUCUGGUCGGAACGUCGUGGACGUACUUUCUGAAAGCGAUACAAUGGGCGCGAAAGUACGGCAUCAGGAUCUACAUGGAUUUGCACGCGCUUCCCGGUAGUCAGAAUGGCUGGAACCACUCAGGGAAAGCCGGUUCUAUAAACUUCAUGGUUGGUUGAGAAGUGACACACCCCUCCAUAAUCUCACGCCUACUAGAACGGUGUCAUGGGCAUAGCCAACGCCCAGCGAACCUUGACCUACCUCCGCAUUCUGACAGAGUUUGCAAGUCAAGAGCAGUACCAUGACGUGAUUGGCGUGAUCGGCAUCGUCAAUGAGAUUCUGUAUAGUACGAUCGGCAAGCAGUCAAUCCAGAGCUUCUAUAUGGCAGCGUACCAGGCCAUUCGGAAAUCGACCGGUGUCGGUGCUGGACGAGGCCCCUAUAUCGCCAUCCACGAAGCCUUUCAAGGGCCUGCAAUAUGGGAGGGCUUUCUCUCUGGUGCCGAUCGCCUAGCUCUCGAUCAACAUCCGUAUCUCGCAUUCACGUACGAUUAUGUCAGCACCAUAGAUCAGAUGGCAGUCAAGCCUUGUUCAUGGGCGGUUGCGACAAAUCAAUCUUCCAAAGCCUUUGGUGUGACACUGGGCGGCGAGUUCUCGUCUGCGAUCAACGACUGUGGGUACUGGCUGAAUGGGAUCGGAUCCAAGCCUGGCGCACCGGACUGCAGCACGAUUGACAACUGGGCGGCCUACAACGCGACCUUCGUGCAGAGCCUCAAACAGGUGACACUGGCGACGAUGGAUGCGUUGCAGAACUUUUGGUUUUGGACAUGGAAGAUCGGGAACUCGACGGUGUUGGGGACGUCGUCGAACCCGUUGUGGCACUAUCAGCUAGGAUUGGAGAAAGGGUGGAUACCAGCAGACCCCCGUGAGGCCAUCGGUCAUUGCGCAUCGGUUCUCGCUUCCUCACAAACGUUCGAUGGAACGUAUGCGUCCUCUGCUACCGGAUUUGGCCCAGCGACGCUUGACCCCGGCCAGACGACAUCCUAUGUCUUUCCCCCGACCACGCUAUCACCCUCGUUUGCUCCGACGAUGAUUGGCUUGCUUCCGACCUACACGGCCACAGGAAAGCUGACGACGCUUUUUGCGCCGACGUUUACCGCUGCGCCGACGGCUGCGGUGGGGAUUGGAUGGAACAACAGCGCGGACACGCAGCUGGCUUUUGUCGCUGUUGCGGGUUGCACUUAUCCAAAUCCUUGGAAUGCAGUCAAUGCUAGUGUGCCAACAGCCACUUGUACCGGAUAGAAUCGGGAUGGGACUUUUAUUAUAUUCGGAACCGGUCCCGGUAUUUUUUGUAGAUAUUAUGUUGAUGUAUGUACUAGAAUUGUGCGAGGAGCCACCAGCCACUCGGAGAACCACAAGGUAUCUUAUCUUAUCUCUCAUCUAAUCUCUGACGAGCGGUUGAUGGCCGCGGCCUGCCAAGUGCCCUUGCACUUUGACGGCCACAUACUAAUUUGAGCCUGCCUGUUCUCGCUCGUGCUUGGAAUAGCUCACCCAGAGAACAAUGUCCGCAACUCGUGCUACGAUCCUCCUCUCCCUCCUCGGCUUGACCUCAGCGUUCUCCCUCCCCCAAGUCCCACUCAAGCCCCAUCACCGUCCAGCCGAUCUUCCACACUCGAUGCCCUCGCAUUCGUUCUGGACGCACUCCCCCGGCGCUAAUCCACUCGCCGGGGAAGGCAGCACGGGGCUGCUUACCAGCGAGGCGGACGUGUGCAUCAUCGGAUCGGGCAUUACGGGUGUGUCGACUGCGUAUCAUCUCGCGCGGGCUGUGGAGCAGGGGUCCGUCGACAAGGGCCUCCGCGCCGUUGUGCUUGAAGCGCGCGAUUUCUGCUCGGGUGCAACAGGACGCAACGGGGGCAACCUCACGCCGUACGAGGUCGCACACUUCCGAGAUGUGGAGAGCCGGUUCGGCACGGAGGAAGCGCUGCGGCAGUACGCGCUAGAGCACCACACCUCCGCGGCAAUGGCGCGGGUGGCGCGCGAGGGCGGAUGGGCUGACGCGGUCGACUUCGUCGAGGGCGGGCACGUGGAUGUGUACAUGACGGAGAAGCAUCUGGCGCAGGUCCGCGCCGAUAGUGCUGCGGCUGUGAAGGCGGGAAGGAAGGUGAAUGUGACCUGGAUGGGGAGGGAGGAGAUGAAUGCCACUUAUGGCACAUACCACUGGGGCGCGCAAACUCCGGGAUAUAAUCUGUGGCCGCUGAAAUUCGUCACGCAGCUGUUCAAGGAAGCGAAAGCGAUGUCUCCCGACCUCGGUCUUCGGUUACAUACACGCACUCCCGUUCUCAGUGUUAGUCAGUCCCGAUCUACUUCCCGCCGAUGGGAGCUUUCGACGCCGCGAGGGUCCGUCGGCUGCUCCUAUGUGGUGUACGCAACGAACGCUUACACGUCCCAUCUUCUCCCGCACAUGGCUGGCACGGGUCCGCAGGGGAUCAUGCCCGUCCGGGGCCAGGUGAUCGCCACGCGCGCGGCGGUCAGCCUCGAGGAUCUGACCAAGGUGUCCUGGAUCGGCAACUCGGGGUAUUGGUUCCCGCGGCCGGCCACGGACGAGAACCCGUUGGUCAUUCUGGGCGGUGCGAGAGAGGACGCAGGCCCACCGUUCGAAGUCGACACGACCGAUGAUAGCGUUGUGAAUCAUGUUGUCGGGGAAACGCUGCGGGCGUUCCUUCCUGAAAUGUUUCCCUCCAAGUAUCAAGUCGGGCGCGAACCAGAAGCAGAAUGGACUGGGAUCAUGGGCUACACCGCACUGGAUAUCCCGUUUGUAGGGCCAGUACUGGAUCAGCACGGCUCGGGCCAAUCCCACUCUGGCCAGUUCAUAUCGGCGGGGUAUGCUGGGCAUGGCAUGCCCCGGGCAUACGGCUGUGCACAGGUCGUGGUCGACAUGCUUGUCUCGGAGCUGCAGGGAGAAAAGUUCGAGGUGGAAAUGCUGCCAGAAUGGUUCCCCAGAUCAUUCCUGACCGCUAAUCGCUUUUAACGAACACCUCGAUACUAACACUGAAUCAAAUGAUUUCUGAUUAUAGAUGUACACACUAAGAGAAAUUAGGUUUAGUAGCUACAGUAUUUGACUUGAAAUCCAGUCGAUUACACAACGAGAACAGCCCGGUAUCUGAUUUUGCCGUCCCUCAAGCGAGACAUGCCCUCCUCGACGCCCUCCUUAGUCAUCGAGAACUUUUCGAUAAUCGGCUCGAUGUGGUUGCGCGCAGCAAAGUCAAGCAUGCGGCGGUGGACAGAGCGGCCAGCGACAGUCGAGCCCUGGAUGUUGAUCCCACCCAGGAUGAGGGGAAGACUGGGGAUGGACAAGUUGUCCUGGCUGACCGUCAGCGGGUAGAUCGUGCCCUUGGGCUUCAUCACCGCAAUGUACGGUGCCCAGGAGGGAAUGUAGCUGGUCGUCACGAUCAGGUGGUCCAGCGGCCGCACGUUCUCGAACUUCGACACGUCCUUGGUCGAGUGGAACUCCGACGCGCCCAGCCGCGCGGCCUCCUCCCGCUUCGACUCGGAGCUCGAGAAGACGACGACCUCCGCGCCCAUCUUCGCAGCGAACAUCACGGCCAGGUGGCCCAGGCCGCCGAUCCCGACGACGCCGACGCGCUGCGUGGGCCGGAUGCCGUAGCUGUCGAGGACCUCGAACACGGUCGCGCCGCCGCACAUCAGCGGAGCCGCGUGCUCAGGGGCCAGGUUUGCUGGAAUCUGGAACAGGAAGGGCUCCUCCCAGACGGCAUACGUGCCGAACGAGCCCUGGUCGAAGCUGUGCGUGCCGUACAUCUCGUGGGCGGUGCAGUACUGGUCCUGCCCUGCAAGCGCGUCAGCUGGGAGUCCAACAGGGCCGGACGACGAGCAAGGCAACACAACACACCCUGCAGACAGUGCUCGCAUUUCCCGCACGUCUUGUGAAUGUAGCCCCAUCCGACUAUGUCGCCGACGCGCAGCGAGGACACGUCCGAUCCGACCUGCUCAACGACACCCACGCCCUCGUGUCCGAGCGCCAUGUCGGCGUGCUUGUAGUGCUCGUCGGUGCCGCAGAUGCCGGAGUGCGUGAUGCGGACCAGGACUUGGAUCCCGGUUGGCACAGGACGAGAGCUCGUUGCUUGGACGAUGCCAUCGGCUUUCGAGCCCUUGAAGACGGUGAAUUCGACGCUCAUAGCAGUAGUAGUGAUGGCGGAGGAGGCGUUGAUGGUGGAAGUGAUUCUUGUUGGAAUUCUCGGAGACGUCGCUGCAUUUUAUAGUCGAUUCGCAACCCAGGCGACUUGGCAAAGCGCAUGUUCUGUGGGCGUUCGUUGCUGAAAGAGCAAUUACUAAAAUUGUCGGCUGCCAGUCAAUCCAACCCAUGAUGUCA
Molecule: messenger RNA, 5500 nt
Organism: Mycena citricolor
Lineage: Eukaryota; Fungi; Basidiomycota; Agaricomycetes; Agaricales; Mycenaceae
Source: the annotation of a GenBank genome assembly